Daktulosphaira vitifoliae (grape phylloxera) is the source of this 3747-nucleotide messenger RNA. Its product is annotated as 3'-5' RNA helicase YTHDC2-like. The record is from RefSeq and is a predicted model, not a curated record. The transcript is spliced from 24 exons. The coding region runs from base 221 to 3745 and encodes 1174 amino acids. Gene Ontology annotation, cellular component: intracellular anatomical structure. NCBI's taxonomy places the organism in Eukaryota, Metazoa, Arthropoda, Insecta, Hemiptera, Phylloxeridae. Gene Ontology annotation, molecular function: RNA binding; ATP binding.
ACUUGUUCUGUUACGAGUGUGAUAAGUUAAAGUUUUAAAAUAUUGUUUUAUAUCGGAUUCCUAAAAUAAUUUAUAAUAAUUUUUAAUAACAUGUACAUUACUAUUGUAAAAAUUAAAACAUGAAGACUGUAUAAUUUUUUUGAAACAUCGUUUAUUUAAUGUCAUCGAUUACAGAUACUUCAUAGUUAAUUUGUUAAUUUUUUCUUCACCGUAUAUCAUUAUGUCACCUAAUAACUUGUCUCAGGAUUCCAAAGAUUACCUUUCCCAUGAAUUACAUAAAUUUAUGUUGUCUGAUAUCCUAGAGUACACAUUUUCAACUUCAUUAUCAUCAGAAGAGCGCAAAUAUUUACAUAUGAAGUGUGCUGAUUUUGGAUUAAAAUCUAAAAGUCAUGGGAAAGGUAAUAAUCGUUCCAUAACUGUUUACAUGAAUAAAACAAAUAUUGAUAAUAAAGCUGGAAAUAUCGCAAUUUCACCAAUAUCUAAAGAAAUAGUAACCAAAAUUUGUCACAGUGUUCCUCUUACAAAAGAAAUGUAUAUUGAAUUAUUACCAAAUCCUAUAAAACCAUUUCAAAGGAUGGCUGUGGCCAACUGUAAAAGAAAUCUACCUUUAAUGUGUAAUAAGCCAAUGACUAUCCCUCACUUGUCAGCUAAUGAAGAAUUGUUAGCUUUAAGAAAAUCUUUACCUAUAUGGGAAAAACGAGGACAAAUAAUUCAAGAAAUUGAAAACAAUCCAGUUGUGAUAAUAACAGCAGAAACUGGAUCUGGGAAAACAACUCAGAUACCACAAUUUAUUAUAGAUAGCAGCGCAAUAAAAAAUAAACCAUGUCGUGUAAUAUGUUGUCAACCUAGGAGAAUAGCAGCUAUCUCAAUGGCUGACAGAGUGUCCAAUGAAAGAGGUGAAAAUAUUGGAAUGAGUACUGGGUAUCAAGUUCGACUGGAAAGCUGUGUAAGCCAUGAAACCACUAUAAUAUAUUGUACAACUGGUGUUUUGACAAGAACACUUAUGGAUCGUCAACAAAAAGAUAAUGAACCUAUCAAAGGAAUGCUUAUGAAUGUAUCUCAUAUAAUAGUAGAUGAAGUUCAUGAACGUGAUAAGCAUGUAGAUUUCUUAUUGAUAGCAUUGCGAAUGAUAUUACCUAAAUUUCCACAUCUUAAAUUAGUUUUAAUGUCUGCUACUGCAGAUAUAAAAUUAUUUUCGACUUAUUUUAAUAAUUGUCCAGUGUUAAAAGUAGAAGGAAAAAUUUUUCCAGUACGAGAUUUUUUUUUAGAAGACAUAUUGGAUAUUAUGAAAUAUGAAUCACCAUCUAUGUUACGUGUUAAAAAUAAGACAAAAAUUGAUUACUGGGAUAAUGAUGUAGCUCUCAAUGCAACAACUGAAGCUAUUCAGAAUAUGCAUGUUGUUGAACCGGUUAAAAUAUUGAAACCUGAUCAGGAAUGGUUAAAACCGGAAUUAGAUGAUUGUAUGCAUCAAAUAUGGUUUAAUGCAGAAGUUGAACAAAUUGAUAGAAUGAUUUAUUAUAUUAUGUCCGAAGGCGUGCCUGUUGAUUAUCAACAUUCUGAUACUGGUGUAACAUUGUUGAUGUUAGUUGCAGUACAUGGCCUGAAUGAUUAUGUUCUUACAUUAUUAAAUAUGGGAGCUAAUCCAGUAAUCACAACUAGAGUUUUGAAUAAAGAUGCAGCAACUUGGGCAGCUGAUUUUAAGCAAUAUGAAACGAGAGAUCUUAUUUUAAAUUACAAAGGAUCUACUACUACUAAAGAACAAAACGAAGAAUCUAGAGAGUUUCAAGUUAUGGACCGAUUGGAGUUAUAUAAAAAAAGCUUAUCCCCAAAUAUUAUUAUAGAUUCAUAUUUAAUAUCUCAUCUUAUAAAAUAUAUAAUUUUAAACAAGAAAUCAGGUUCUAUUUUAGUAUUUUUACCAGGAUUUGAAGAUAUGUCAAUGGUCAAUAAAGUUAUAACCGAAGAACUUAUUGCUAAAGAUGAUUUGAAAAUUAAGAUUUAUAUGUUGCAUUCUAUGAUGCAGACCUCAGAUCAACAACGAGUUUUUUUACCAGUACCUAAAGGAUAUCAAAAAGUUAUACUUGCAACAAAUAUUGUAGAAACUAGUGUUACAAUAAAUGAUAUCGUCUAUGUCAUUGAUUCAGGAAGAGUUAAACAGAAAGGCUAUAAUGCAUUCAAUGGUAUAAGUUGCAUGAAUGUAAAUUGGAUAUCUCAAAGUUGCGCAAAACAAAGAGCUGGAAGAGCUGGACGUUUAUGUGCUGGAGAAUGCUAUCGUCUUUAUUCUCGAGAUCACUAUAGUUUUAUGGGAACACAUGAUAUACCUGAGAUUCUAAGAAUGCCUUUACAAGAACUAUGUAUGUUGGCCAAAGUAAUAACUAAUAAUAUGAGAGUAAUGGACUUUUUAGCAUUAGCUAUACAACCUCCACCAACAUUAUCUGUUAUUGCAGCUUUGGAGUAUUUAAAAACUAUUGAAGCAAUGGAUAUAAAUGAAGAUUUAACAGAUCUUGGAUUUUUCAUGCUAGAUUUAUCAAUAGAGCCUCAUUAUGCUAAAACACUCGUAUUUGCUAUAUUUUUAAAAUGUCUUGAUCCUGUACUCACUAUAAUAAGCUGUUUGGCUAAUAGAGAACCAUUUAAUUUGACCCUUAAUGUAAAUAUGAAAACCUCACUUGGUUCUAUUCGUAAAAAACUAGCUGGUGAUUCAUUAAGCGAUCAUAUCAUUCUUUUACGUUUAUACCAAGCAUUUAAUGAAAAAAGUAUGGUAGGUAGUGAAUUGAAUAAUCUAGUAUCUCAGUCUAUAAUGGGUUUAAUUACUCAAACACGAACACAAUUACUUGGUCAGCUAAGAGCUUUAGAAUUAAUCCAAACACGUCCAGGACCUAAUGAUAUUAGAGAUGUUAAUUCUAAUUCCAAUAAUUGGGCUGCAGUUAAAGCUUGUUUAUUGGCUGGGCUGUACCCAAAUAUUGCUAAACUUGACAAGACUAGUUCAAGACCUAUUUUAAAAACCAAAACUGAAAAAAGUGUAGUUUACCAUGGAUCAUCUGUUUUACGUGAAAAUUGUGUAAAAGAUUUACCAUCAGAAUGGAUAGUUUUUGAAGAAAUGACUUCAUUCAACACAAAAAAAUUUAUAAAAAAUUGCACUGUAGUAUCCCCCAUGACUGUUGCAUUAUUUGCUAAUGCAAUGAGAAUACCUCAUGAUUCAGCCGAAAAGAUUGAAGAUGAUAGUGAUUGUGACAGUGAUGAAGAAUUUGUAACACCUUCAGAUAAAUUGGGAAUUUUGAAUGUUGAUGGCUGGACUAAAUUAUUAGGGAGCCCAGAUGACAUUUCAAAAAUACUAAAUAUGCGUUUUUGUCUCACAUUAGCAUAUCGUGAAUUUCUCAAGAAUAAAAUGAUAACAAAUUACAGUUCCUACAAUAGUGUUGUUCAAUCAGUAGUUAAAGUACUGGCUGCUGAAGAUUUAAUGGUUGGUCUCGAAGCUCCUGAUGAUGUUGGAAAACGACCAAAGGAAAAUAGCAAUAAAGGUCGCCAUGGCAGGUAUAGUAAUGAAAAUCCGUCAUUUACAUCUUUUCGAAAAAUAACCCAAGGACAACAUUUAUUAUCAAAAAAUUAUGUGGAUACUGGUUCUUUUUCAAGUGGACGUAAUCAUUAUAUAGCUGGUAUUAGAGGUUCCUCCAGUUAUAGAUCUCAAAAUAAUCAUUCAUCACCAAGUACAUCUCAUCAUUUAAAUAAUAAUUUUAAGUGUCAACAGUAAUA